GGUUCGGCAGUCGCCGGGACAUGGCUGACGGCGGCGGCUGGCGGCCGCCGCGCCCCUGCGAGGCCUACCGCGCGGAAUGGGAGCUGUGCCGCAGCGCAGGGCACUUCCUGCACCACUACUACGUCCACGGCGAGCGGCCGGCCUGCGAGCAGUGGCGGCGCGACCUGGCCAGCUGCCGCGCGUGGGAGGAGCGCCGGAGCGCCGGAGCCCAGCGGUCCCUCUGCGAGAGCGAGCGUGCAAGAGUCGAGGCUGCACGGAAGCAUGCCCUCGUGUGGGCCCCAAGGCAGAGCCCCCCGGCAGACUGGCACCUCCCUCUGCCACAGGAGGAGAAGGACCAGUGAUGAGCACCCCUGCACGGCCUCCUCUGGUCUGCUUCAAGUGGGGCUGGCACCCGACGCUAAGGACUGUGACCAACCCAAGCAGUCGAGUGGCUCCCUGGGAGCUUCCGCCUGGCUCGGAACAUGGAGCACGAUGGCUCAGCCCUGCUUGGCCAGCCCUGCCGUGCACUCAGGGCGCUCCACUGCUGCCACGCUCUGAAAGACAGCUUCCAGGAAACCAAGCACCACCAGACCCCUGUGAGCAGCCAGGUCAGGCUGGCUCGUGCUCGCCCCUGAGGACAGUAGCACAGGAGCUGACCGUCCCAAGGUCUAGAAUUCUCAGGUAAACUCUUGAGUGGUAGUGCUGACCCCUGUGGACACUUAGGGGGUCAGAAUGUGGUAGCUAAAUGGUUGUGCUGCUGUGAAUGCCUUACUUGGCCCUGGUGUGGUGAUGACUUCAUUGCCAGCCACAGGCCACUUGCUCAGUUCCUCUGCAGGCACAGGCAGGGCGUGUCUCGGGACCAGCACGCUUCACCUCGGUGCACAGGUAGGCCCCUUGGAGACCGUAUUUAAGAAAUGCACACAGCUACAGAACACACAACCUGGCAUAAAAAGGGUUCGUGGACUCUUGGCUUAAAACACCCAAGCCCAAGACAUGGAAUUUUGGUCUCCUUCCCUCAGAAUUUCCCCUGGUCAUUUUUAGAAAAUGUAGAAUGUAUCAAAAGCCAUCUCAAACGUUUGAUUCCAAAUAGAAGCUGAAAAUUAAAACCACAGUUUAACUGUUGAAAUGGUUAGAUUUUGCAUCUGACAUUGUGCUCGAACACUGUUAGACUUUUGUAUGCUUAUGCUCUUGUAGAUGUUUUUAAAAUAUAUCUAUGUGAACCAACAAAAACUCUAGUUCUUGAAGAGGUCUCUUUAUUAUUGAUAAUGUGAUUUAGCAUCUUGUGGCUGCAGAGCAGGCCCCAGUGUGGUGCUCAGGGCCAGGCCAGCCACAUGCCCAGUGCCUUCCCCACUGUCUUCCUGGCCAGCAGGACCCACUGUGUCCUAGUACCUCCCUCAUGACUGGGCCCCAACCUUGCCACAGGUGGUGAGUCAGACAUCUUUUAAAUAAUUCUUUGGGGCAAAAUAAUCCAUGACUUCACAAGGGUAUACAUUAAAGAAUGAAAUUUCCCCUCUUGUGUAUGUUCUGUGUGCCACCAGAAUCCCUGUGAUUGUGUGUCCCCCUGUGAGUGGUGGGAGGUGUGCACAUAGGACCCUGCUAGUCCCUCUGUGUGUGUGUGUCCCUGUGAGUGGUGGGAGGUGUGCACGUAGGACCCUGAUAGUCCCUCUGUGUAUAUGUGUGUGUGUCCCUGUGAGUGGUGGGAGGUGUGCAUGUAGGUCCCCAGUAGUGUGUCUGUGUGUACCUAUGAGGGGUGUUUGCAAAUAGGACUCCAGGAACAGAGGCGAGUCUAAAGAAGAGGCAGGGUCUCCCCAUCCCCAGGGGGCCUUGAGGUGUCUAAGCCAACGAUGGUGUCUCCAUCCUGGCACUGGCUGGGAGAGAGGGAAGGCUGCCAGAGCUCUGUAAGCCUUCUCCUCACUCUGAAACAUGGGGCAGGGACAUUUGAGUUUUGAUCGGCGUGUGAUGCCUGGAAUUGCAGCAGCUCUUUUGGGGUUCCUGGGGCAGGGCUGGGGCAGGCAGGAAAAGCCUGGGAGCAGCGGCUAACAUUGUAGUCCUGAGGGACUCAGCUCAUGGGAGCCAAAGUCCCCCUCGUCUGCUUGUGUAGAGCCGUGGGCUGCCUGCAGCUGAGUGCUCUGUUAGGAACCUUCUCAGCUACUCAGUGAUUUCCACAAGGACAGAGAACCAUCUCUCUGGACAGAAUAUUCCUGAAUCCCCACCUGUGUUCACCUGUUCACAUCUUCUGAGCACCCACUGCACGCCAGGUGGGGUUUGAGGUUCUGGAUCACAGUGUUGAAACAGACAAGUUGCCUUCAAAGAGUUCUGGUUGUGGUGUAGGGGCCAGGCAUAAACAUUUAAACAUCGUUAAAUAAGUGUCUAAAUGAUGGUAAGUGCUGUGAAGAAAAUGGUCAGAGUGAUGAGAUAGAGUAGUGUAUUUCAGCUUUUGAGAUAAAACUGACAGUAGCAAGUGUAUUAUGUUAUGGUCUGGUACCUACUGUUACAUUCAGCAUAUGUUUUUGAAACAAGCUUCAUAAAACAAUACUUACUGUACUGUGGGUGAUAAACAUUGACAUUUUCAGUUCUGUGCCAUUGAAAAUAAACUGCUGUAUAUGCAAUUUGGAUGAACUCAAGGAAAUUAUGCUGAGUUGUAAAAAAAAAAUCUUAAAGGAAUACAUAUGGCAUGAUUCCAUUUAGGUAACAUUGGUGAAAUCAUGUAAUCAGAGAUGGAGAACAGUU
This is a messenger RNA of Equus quagga, 2709 nucleotides long. RefSeq names its product chromosome 15 C22orf39 homolog (gene C15H22orf39). The record is from RefSeq and is a predicted model, not a curated record. Bases 21 to 341 code for a protein of 106 amino acids. The transcript has 3 exons. NCBI's taxonomy places the organism in Eukaryota, Metazoa, Chordata, Mammalia, Perissodactyla, Equidae.